AUAGCGGUGGUGAGAGAGAGUCCAAGACCGCCAGCGUACGAUCCUGCGCUGAGAUGAGGAAGUGUGGGUGAACCUGCUGAGCGAAGGGAGGAAAGCGUCUCAUCGCUGUAGUUCCUGGAGAGAGCGUCACCUACAAAAACGUGCAGGCUGGUGACCACGUCGUAGUUGGAAUUACCGGGAUGUCGGGAUUAAUAUCAGUAACCAUGUGCCUUAUUGGCACCGAGUGGGUGCCACCUCAGCGGUAAGGUUUGAGGAGAGAAGGGAGGAGGAGGAGGGGUAGACAGCCCGGCUUGCAGACAGGUGCGACUCCACAGUCCGUUUUAUUUUCUCUCGGUCCUUCUUAGUAAUACAGCCAUGGAUACCCGCAAGGAAAACAAGGUAAGAAAAGCUAUGAAACCCAAAACAACAAAGCGAAAGGAGAAGAAAUACAAAACCGGAAGGUUUACUAGGAGGAAAUCUCUGCGAUCUUUUGGGAAUUUCAUGGGAAGGAUCCUUAAAACUUUGGGCACUUUUGCGCACUUUGGCGACGCGGAAACGGCGGACGCGGAGGACGACGAUGGCGGGUUCGGGCGAAGCGCUUCUGGGGGGCUCAGAGACGGCAGUGGGCAGACCUCCAGGGAGGGAACCGUGAAGAAGAGCUCCACGGUGUCCUCCACUCACGGCUCGGUGAAAGACAGGCUGUCGUGGUGCUACGGCGACAAGACCCCGGGUGUGCUGGGACUGAAGAACCACGGAAACACCUGUUUCAUGAACGCUGUGGUUCAGUGCCUCAACAACACGGACCUGCUGGCCGAGUACCUCGGGCUGGAGCAGUACAAGUCGGAUUUGUACCACAGGAGGGUAAACGGGGAGGUGAGAGGCUUGGAGCCCCAGCCCGCCAGGGGAGAGGUGACCGAGCAGCUGGCGUCGCUGGUCCGAGGCUUGUGGACCCUGGAGUACACACCGCAGCUGUCAGUGGAGUUCAAGAGCAUAGUGGCCAAGUACGGCUCUCAGUUUCGGGGAAACUCUCAGCACGAUGCACUUGAGUUCCUCCUCUGGCUUUUGGACAGAGUUCAUGAAGAUGCUAAUCAAAGCCCCAACAACAACACGAACAGCAGCAGCAGCAACAGCAGCAGCAAGACCAAAGCCAACGCCAAGGGACCCAGUUCAUCUGAGCCUCCUUCCAGUCCCAGUUCAGUCAUCACACAGCAGCCCCGGGAUCGCCACAGUUUUGUCCAGGAACACUUCCAAGCUCAGUACAGGUCUUCUUUGACGUGCCCUCACUGCCUUAAGCAGAGCAACACCUUUGACCCAUUCUUAUGUAUCUCCCUACCUAUCCCCCUGCGACAAACCAGGUCGAUGUGUGUGACGCUGGUGUUCAAUACGAAGGGUCAGAGAUACCUGCGGGUGGGGCUGGCUGUACCUCUGUUUGGUUCCCUGUCCUGCCUCAGAUCAAUGGUGGCACAGGAGGGCAACAUAUCCCCAGACCAGGUCAUCCUAUCAGAGUUGUACUCAACAGGUUUCCAACGAUCCUUUUCAGAUGAUGAUGACGUGACAUCAAUUGCUGAUAGCGACAUAAUCUAUGCCUUUCAGGCUCCGCCCCUCCAUAGUCGUGGUGGCUCCACACAGCACUCAGGGUAUCAUCACAGCCUCCCCUCCUCCCCCUACAUCUCCACUGCAGGACCUGACAGACAGAGGUUACCUUCUUCUGGCACCCUCUCCUCUGAAUACCUGAACCAGGGCGGCUCAACAAAGGUCCUCCUUGUCAUCUGCAACACAGCAGGAUCUGGCCAGCAGGCAGUCAGGUUUGGACCUCCAUUUCUCAUGCGUGAGGACAGGAGCAUCUCCUGGGAUCAGCUGCAGCAGAGCAUCCUCAGCAAGCUCUAUUAUCUGAUGCUGAAUGGAUCCCAGGCUCAGAAUGCUGGUGUGCUGUUCAAGAUCAGAAUAGUUGGUGGAUCUGCAAACUACAGCUACCUGUCCCCGAAGGACAGCAGGCCACUGUACCACCCUGCUGUUGACAGAGCUCUGAAGUCCUGCGGCCCCGGAGGACCACCCCAUGUUAAGGUUGUCAUUGAGUGGGAGAACAAGAUCAAAGAAUGUCUCUUUGGCAGCAUUCAAGAGGAGGUGGUCAAGGAUGCAGAGAGUGUAAGGAACCAGCAGCAGCAGCACCUGCAGCAGCACAGCUGUACCUUGGACGAGUGUUUUCAGCUGUACACCAAAGAAGAACAGCUUGCCCCUGAUGAUGCCUGGAAGUGUCCCCACUGUAAGCAGCUUCAGCAGGGCAUGGUGAAGAUGAGCCUCUGGACUCUUCCUGACAUACUGAUCCUCCAUCUCAAGCGCUUCCGACAGGUUGGCGAGCGGAGGAACAAGUUGUCAACCCUGGUGCGUUUCCCCCUCACUGGUUUGGACAUGGCUCCACAUGUGGUGAAGAGGAGUCAGAGUAUGAAGAACCUGAACUUGGGUGCCUGGCCACCACCUUGGAAGCAGUCCUCAGGCCAACACCACCAACCUGCUGACCUGAUCCUUCCUCACGACUAUCUGUACGACCUCUACGCUGUGUGUAACCAUCAUGGAGGAAUGCAUGGGGGACACUACACUGCUUACUGUAGAAACUCAGUGGAUGGACAGUGGUACAGCUACGACGACAGCAGCGUAGACUUGGUGCCUGAGGAAGAGGUUUGCACCAGAGGAGCCUACAUUCUUUUUUACCAGAGACGCAACAUCAUUCCUCCAUGGUCGGCCAGUUGCUCCGUCAGAGGAUCCACAAGUUCAUCAAUGUCAGACCAUUGGCUAAUACGGCUGACAGGGGACAGUAAGAGGGGCAGUCUGGUCUCUCGAUCGUCUACCACCUGCCCAUCCUCCUUGCCUGACUCACCCGAGUCUCCGGUCUUCUUUGAAAAUGGUUCAAAAGAAGAAAGAGGGGGUUUCGAAAGCAGGCCUUUUAUCAGGGGUCUUGAGGGAAGGAGUGUGAGCAUGAGAGCACCCAGCAAGACCAAGGACACACUGAGCAAAGUUUUUCCACUGCGCUGGUCCUUCGGUUCAAAGGACAGACGGAAACCUGACCCAGUGCCCCCGGCUGUCCAAGACCCUGCCCCUGUGGAGCUGGUACAGUACUUGGAAUCUGGCAGGCGGCCUCGGUGCACAAAAGAUCCAAUAGCAACAUUGAUGAGCGAACCACGCAGCGCAAAGGAAGCUUCUGAGGGCCGGGCUUCUGCUAAUGUUCGAUCUUCCAGUGUUGGAAGUUUAAGUUGUUUAAAUAGAGAUGGGCUGCCGCAUGAGUCUACUCAGGUACCUGAGGGCCAGAGGAGGCCAUCAGAUAAGACAGCCAGCUUGAGACGCAGUAAGGGGAGCCAGCCAAGAGAUGACAGGACAACAAAUAUCAGCAGUAGCUCUAGCAGUAACACUCUCACCAGGAGGAAAGAUGACAGGAAGAAAAGCUCCUCCAAAGCUUCACAGGAUACGGAGACAAAAAGGAGUUCCAGUGCUGGUGUUCAGUCCAGCUACAGCACUCCUAGCCUUCAGGAUGGGACCCUGAGAAGACAAAAAGGGGACAGGGCUGAUAGGGAACAACAAGGUGCAAAUGAAGGAAACUCUAAGACUAAGAAAGAAGAAGUGCCUAAGAACCAUGAGGGACUGCUGUCCUUCUUUAAAGGCAAUUUCCUGAAGAAGGAUAGGGACUCAAGGAAGUCCAAGGAGGGUGAAUCAGGAAAAGGAACAGGUGAAGAAGGAGGCAGAAGGACUCUCUCUAAGUUAUCGCUGUCAAAUGGAGCAGUAGGAGGAGGAACUGAGCCGGAAGUAGGCAAGUCUAAUGGCUCGAGCCAUCGGGGGGAUGAGCUGGCAAACGGGAAGGUUGGACGAACAACGGCAGAUAUCAAGCGCUCCCAAAGCUCCUCCAACAUCCCCACCAAAGCGGAGCACAGCAUGCGUAGGACAGCAUCUUUGCAUCGCAACGGGAUGUCUACAGCCCCAUCACGCAGCCUGACAACAGACAAACCGUCUUAUGGCACCCUGCAGAGGACUCGUUACAGCACAACCUCGCUUGGACGCAAAAGAACAGUCCCCGAGUCCAGCUUCUGACAUAAAGAUAAUCAACUCAUCCACACACACACAACUCCUUUCAUCUGUCAGAAGGAGAAUGACUUCCAAUCUCUAAGAUUAAAGCAAUAGAGCUCCUUUCCAAGUGGUUCACCUUUUUGUCCUCCGAAAAUGAACGGUAUGAAGUGGCUUGCACAAUGGAGUUGAGAGACUCAGAGCAUAUUAAGGGUCCUUAAAGGCUGGGAGACGGAGAGCAGAAUAAAAUCAUUGGACCUGUCCAUCAAAUUUAAGAGAGAGCCCAUUUUAUUCAUGUUUUUUAGAAUGUAACAACAAGUGCCUGAGAAAUGUAUAUUAUGCAGUUAAGAACCAAUGAGUUAGUCUGUUAAGCACUGGAAGCACAAAGUGACACACACACACACACACACACACACACACACACACACACACACACAGAGUUAAGUAUAUUAUCCACACUUGUGUCUUGUCGCUGUAGUUUGAGUGUUGGAAUUCAUCACUCCAUUUUGAAUUCUCAUGGUUGUUCGAUUACAAUCUGGACGCACUGAUUGUGUUCCUUUAUUAGAAUGUAAUGCUUCCACUCGAUUAACGGUGUUAUUUUCAGGCUGCAGUUAUCGCUCCACAUUUAUUAUCCACCUCUAAUCCCUUGUUUUAAGUUUUAAACAGGAUGAUUUUAAAGACAAAAUCAGUAAUCUGAUAAAGCAUAAGCUUGUCCCUAUGUGGCCCAGACUGCAGUGUUGACCCUGCACCGAAAAGACCUUUAACAGUAAAAUCCCGCUGGGUAGGCAUUCUAUAUAAUCACUAACCUAAGUCACGCAAUCAUUUUUUGGCUAAGAAAUUGACUCUCUAACAGUGCCAAUAACGCUCUGUCUACUGUGAAGUGUUAUAUUAAUGCAAUAUCGACCUUUGGAAGUGUGUCAAACCUUUUGUAUACAUUAAUUAAUAUUCUUACCAUGGGGUUUGUUGUUUUAAUAGUAUUCUAGUUUUUGUGUAACCACUUUAUUUUGUUGUUUUAUGAUUUCUACUUUGUGAAGGCGACCACAAUUGGAACAGAAAGAGAGUGUUUUUAUCAAUAUCCUCCACACUACUCAAGAUGAGUGUGGCAGUAACGCAUGCUGUUCUAUUGAAGCUUUAGUUGAAGCCGUCUGAAAAACGUGCUCUUUUUGAUUAUGACCAUGUUUCCCCCCCACGUCUGAUAUUCACCAUCAUCUUCACUGUAGCAGGGAUUAAAAUAUUGCAACCCAACAUUAACCACACUGGCAAGUUAUCAGAGUCAAAUCCUCCACAACACAUCGAAAAUGGAAGGAGCAAAUAGUGCCAGUGUUUAAGGGUGAUGUGUUUCCUGUAAUUAUCCCUUUGAUGUAUUUCAUUAGAAGAUUUAAAAUGCCCCAAUAGAAACAGAUCGAAAAAAAGAAAUGAAGUGGAAUGAAUGGAUUAUUAGAUGUAAAAAACUGCAGACUAAAUUGAUUGUUUCUCUUUCUGAUACGAAGCAUGCAUCUAAGAAAACGUCCCCUUCACCUUAUCACAAAAAUGAGAACAAUUCAUUUUUUAUCACAACAAUCAAUUCAUGCAGUUAUUAAAGACGAAAAAUAUGAAUAUGUUUGUUUUUAACUCAGGCUUUUAUUUCAAACGUUGCAAACACAAAAACUAUGAUUGUGACAAGGUUUAUUAUUUGUUUUCUUUGUUUUAAUAUAGGCAUUUUAAAUCUCCCACGUGAAUCGGCUGGAACUCAAAUAUAUUUUGUGAUUUUCUUACAGGCAUGAUGAAGGAUAUGUGGUGCCUUUUGUCUUUUAACAGCCUAGUAUAUUGUGAUAAAAAGAUGACGUACAUGUCAUGUGAGUGUGAUUUGGGUUUAUGUUGAACAAUAUGGGGGCACAUAAAAGCUUAUUUAAUUUAUUCAGUUUAAUCUGUUUGGUUUUUAUAUCCUUUACCUUGCUAGCCAUUGUACCUACUAUACAUGUGCUUCACAUUUUAAUUUGUAAUUUGUUUACUUUUAUGUAGUACACGGAACAACUUCACUUUUGGCCACUGUACACUUUUACAAAUUCCUCUCUCACAUCAAUUGAAAAUCCUGCACAGAAAAGAAGCGCAUUUAUUUCUGUAUCCUGGACCAUGUAUUCCCAGCCCAUCCAUUAAAAAAAAAAAGGGUGACUUUCUGGUUGUAUGGUAUAUCAAGACAGCUGGAUCUCCUCCAUUUCUGCUGCAUUGAUUUUCCGAUGUGAAUGUGCACAUAAUUUGUCCCAUGAUACCAUUUACAACACUAUAUGUCAAGUAUCAACCAUUUUUAACAUACAUAAAUGACCAAAUGAUAAUGAGAUUUAGAUUCACAGGAGAUACUCUUCUGUGCAAUUAUCAAUCUUUCUUUCAGUGUGAAGUUUUGUAAUUCAGUGUCAACCCACAUUAGAAACUGCAAUGCACUCUUUUGUUUGAAACGAGACAGUAGUCGAUGAAGGUUGUGGAAAGGAACAUCUGAUAUCCACACAAGUAUUAACAUUUGCUAAUGAAAAGGUCUGGCUUCUUUAUUCUAAUUUCAAAACCAUCUCAUCACCGUUAGAAAUCGGCAAAGACUAAAAAACAAAAUGUAAUUUGUUGCAAAAGCUGUAUUUAAUGUUGUCACAUUGAUCACAUUAGCCAACAUGUUAACCAUUAUCUUGAAUUAAAAUAAUCAAGUCUUUCCUUUUUAUUGGGAGGCAUUUAAUGUAUUAUUUAAAUCAAAAAGUAGAAGCAGAAUGUAUUUUGAAAGAACGUCUUCUAUCCAGAUCAUUGGUACAGAAUGUAGCUCUUUGAACAUGUCAAACAUGAAUCAACAUGAACCUUUCUGCCAAGGGCACAAGCUUCUAAAAAUGUGAUUAUAGAGCACUAUACCUUCAUAUGCAUGUGACACCUUAUUCCAGAUGUUCUUCAGAUGUGACCUCCAGCACAGGAGUUAUGUUUUAGCUUUGGUUUGUCUGUCAGCAGGAUUACAGUAAAACUAAUGGCCGGAUUUUCAUGAAACUUGAUUGAAGUUUUUAGAGGUACAUUUCUGAGCGGUACUUGGUAAUUUGUUGGGAGAUACACACAUGUUUUCCCCCUAUCAUUAACAUUGAUAGAUGGGGCUUUUGACUAUGGUCUGCAUUCUCUGAUUUCCUCCUGGUUAUUCUUAGGCUAGGAGUUGUUCUGAAUUGAUUGAACAUGCUUAAUUGCUGUUGUCAUAGUGCAUCUUUGCAAUACAAUUUACAGAUUGCAAAGACUUGAAAUGCCACCCAUUAAUCCAAAGCCUAAAAGGUCAUGUUGACAACUAAUUAAUCUUUGAGGAGUCAUCAGUCCCACACUGGUACAUUGAGAAUAUUCUCUUUCUGCAACAAAUAAGUUGGAAAGUGGCACUUCAGCUUUUAAAAAAUGACUAAUGUGUUAAGCCUCUGGAUCUCUUCACUCAGCUUCAACAUUUACAGAAUUACUUUCACAAACACCUUCAAUAAGCGGUAAAAGAGGCAGCUUCAAGUGAGGAAGCAAUAUUCAUCUUAUUCAUUUAUGUUUAUCUUCAAGUUUUUGUUCAAAGGCACGCAAGGUUAAAGAAGUCAAGCACAGCAGCACAUUUUUUUUUCAAAAUAGCAAAAUGGAUACACUAUUAAAACACAGUCAGAUGUUUAGUUUUAUCUUUGAAAUGUCAAGAAUGAUUGACGGUGGCUUUGUUUUGACUGCAGCUGCCAAACCGUGUAAAAAAAACAAAAUCACAAAAGCAGCAACUGUCAAUUGAAACAUUUCAACAAAAAAGUCAAAUGUAAUCACGCUGUUGCUAAAUGCCCACACUGAAGCUGGAGAAUUGUGCUCUUUUAGCCAACUCUCCUAAACGUACAGAGACGAAAUGACAGCUGUGGCUUCAUAUUGAACAAAAUGAUAUGUCUGUUUAAAAUCUGCUCUGCAGUGUUGUUACAUCUAGUAUACAUUUAAAAAUCAACAUCUCUUCCAUUCAGAAGUAGCAGGUUAUCAUUGACACACAAGGAAAUGCACUCACAAAGCAGUAGAUCAAAUACAUUUGACAGGGGUCAAUGCUGAAAUGAAAAAAAGGAUAAAUAGGGACACCAUGUCUGUAUUGCAGAAUAAAUGUUUAUAUUUUUUUCUGGCUGGCUCAAUGUGCAUGAGCCCACACACACACACUCUGUUUACUCUGCCAAACUGAGCACUACUGUUUUAACACAUCUUUUUGAAAAUGUUGCUUAAAGAUGUUUUUAUAUGCAAUUUUACUACAUUUUAUAUAAAAUAAAUCUGUGUUUAAAUUUGUGGACACACAGAAAGACUUGUGUGCAAGUGUGUGUGUGAGUGUGUGAGAGAAAAGAAAGAGUGAUUAAAGAAAACUGUUAUGAUUGACAUUCGACUUGUGGGGUUCAGUGAUUCGGGAAUAUGAUGCAACGGUAUACUGAACGGACAUGCAUUGUAUUUUAUUUUUUGCACAUGGGUGUGAGAAAAUACACACGUCAAUGUAAAACAAUGCUCUGCCUUCUGUACGUGAUGGUAAAGUGUUUAAUUUUUCAACACAAUAAAUACAAAUAUAUUAUUUAUGA
Molecule: messenger RNA, 8570 nt
Organism: Eleginops maclovinus (Patagonian blennie)
Lineage: Eukaryota; Metazoa; Chordata; Actinopteri; Perciformes; Eleginopidae
Gene: usp43a
Product: ubiquitin specific peptidase 43a
Exons: 16
Coding region: 355-4056 (1233 amino acids)
Biological process (GO): protein deubiquitination
Molecular function (GO): cysteine-type deubiquitinase activity
Source: RefSeq, a predicted model, not a curated record